Molecule: messenger RNA, 702 nt
Organism: Linnemannia hyalina
Lineage: Eukaryota; Fungi; Mortierellomycota; Mortierellomycetes; Mortierellales; Mortierellaceae
Source: the annotation of a GenBank genome assembly
AUGGCAAACACAAACGCCCCACUUCCAUUCUUCUCGAGCUGCGACGUCGCCGAUGCAUUGCAGGUGCUCAGGAAGAGCGAGAACAUCCCCAACCUGGAGGCGGCCGGUUACGUUCCUGACAUUCAUCUCUGGAGCCCACUGUUCAAGGCCGGCAACACCCGUGGUAACAUCCCACUUCUUGCUCUCUUCUCCAAGGGAAUGGUCCCAAUCACAGACAAAAGUGCACCAAAACUGAGCGAGCACUUUGCAGACACGAUCCCCGAGGGUUCAGUGAUCUGUAUCUCGCAGCCCGAGAAUAUGGCCAAUGCCGUUUGGGGUGGUCUCAUGACCGCUCGUGCUCAGAUCCGUGGGGCCCUGGGGGUUGUUGUCGAUGGUCGGAUCCGGGAUCUUAACGAGCAGCGUGAAGCUGGCUUCCCUGUCUUCGCAAAGACAACGUCGAUCAUGGGAGCAGGAGACCACACAAGGGCAUCAAGGAUCAACGUCCCCAUUACGAUGCAGCCCAACAAGGACCACCCGGCCGUGACGAUCCAUGCGGGCGACUAUGUGGUUGCGGAUGCGGAUGGCGUGGUCGUGAUCCCCAAGGAUCUGUUGGCCAAGGUGGAGGCACAGUGCAAGAAGGCGACUGCAAUUGAUGAUCAGUGUAUGACGGCGUUGAAGAAUGGGGAGGGGAUCGCGGUUACUUUUAAGAAGUACCGUGGAUAA